ACGCAACUCCUGCCACCAACGUUCUGUUCAACAGCACCUCAAGUCGACAUUACACUUGUGCCUGCAGCUGCGGCUACAACUAAUGCACUAGAAAUCAUAUUCCUUGUUUCGCAAGAUGGCUCCCUUCUCUUUCGCGCGCCAGGCGCAAUCAGCGCAGAUAAGUGGUGCUGUACCGUCGCUCUUUGGCAACACGCGCGCAACCAAUGGCACUUCCUCCAGCGACCCAAUUCAACCUUUGCGCGCAAUGGCCGAUCGAGUCGGCAAAGAGGUGGAAAAGUUCGCCGAAAGGGUCGACCACUGGCACACACAAGGGAAGGAUAGUGCUGCUGCCAAGCAUCAGGCGACAAUGAAUAUGGUCGGGCACUUCAGAGACGUUGCCGAAUCCCAGGUGAAAGAACUGAAGGGUACGAGUGGUGCAGAGAACCAAGGAGCGCUGAACAAGAGCACACGCCGUCGCGUACAGCAUAUGGGAGAAGGGUCAUUUGGACAGUCGUUUCAAUCUGUCAUUCCGUCUGCCGAACCCAGCACCCCGCUCGACUCUACAAGCGUACAAGAAUUGCGGCAAUGGCAGGCUGAAUUAGCAACGUGGGAUCUCCUGCGCACUAUCAUCGACCACUAUCACCCCGAACCCGGGAGAGACAUCGAGUCGGGGAAUCGAGCGCAACUGGACAAGGUUGGGGGAAGUAAGCGGUACAGCCCAAACAGUGAGAUCUGGGACCGGUUCCUACUGGAGGAUGAGCAGGCGAAAGAGAAGGAUUUGAUACUACGCUGGCUAGAGCAGACUGCACAGGACAGCGAGAGCGAUAUUGACUCAAUCACUGCGGUGUUGGAAGAGAAGUCUGGCAAGGGCGCCAAUACUUGGACCAGUGGAUGGCUGGACACAAAGUCGAAGAUCAAGCAGGCAAAGCGCAUGGAAGGCUCGGACCGACCAUUGAAGCCCGAAAGCUCGAUCUUGAAGACGGCUGAUCGAUCACAGCCGCUGGUCACACAGCUAGAUCCUGAUGCGCCGUCCCGUCAGAAGCGUGCGCUCGAGAAGUCGGACGAAUUCUACGAGAAAGCUCUCUGGUUGGUCUGCUAUGAGAUGAUGCGUCGCGGUGUUCCCUGGAAAGAGAUCUGCGAAUGGGCCAUGGAUAGGAGUGAAGCAUGGCGUGGCGUCAGUAUAGGCGCAGCUCACGAGUCACAUACUCCGGGUACUCCCAAUGUUGCCGGGGAUACAGUUGGAUACAUGUUCCGGCGAAUGUGCUUUUAUGCUGCUCAGGGUACCCGACUACAGUAUGAAGGCGCUGUGUAUGGUCUUCUGAGCGGAGACCUGGACAAAGCCCGCGAUGUCGCCCGAUCAUGGGAUGACCAUCUCUACGCACAUUACAACGCACUGCUGUUGUCUCGAUUCGAUUCUUAUCUGCAACGCCAAUACCCGAGCCGAGUCACACAGAGUCUGAGCCAAAGGUUCGUGUUCCACGACGCUGUUGCCAACCUUGGGGAAUGGACGAACUCCCCCAGGCUAGUCAUUAAUGCGUUGAAGCAGCAUAAGGCUUCGACAGCUCUGGCAACUACACCGAUCAAGCUUGUUCAGGGCGCUGUGAUUGCCCAAUCGUUGGAGGAGCUUGUUCAUAAUGUCGGAGUUGCGCUGGCUGAGAUGCUGCAGCAUGAAGACCGACCGGGGAACCUCAUGAUUCACCCGAACUCGCCAGAGAACGACAGGGGACCAAAGGCUGUAUCUGGGCAACCUACAGCCAUAGCAGAUCAGCACUACCAGACACUCGCUAGUGACCCACACGCCUUUCGCACCUUGGUACACGUGUUCAUCGCGCUCAGAGGUGGCCUGGAUCUGCUGAGUGCCGAGGAUAGAUCACAACGUCUGGCGAUGGACAACGUUAUCGCGGGCUACAUUGAGUUUCUGCGCCUCAGCAAGCGCAUCCAGCUGAUACCCCUCUACGCGGCGCAACUAGAGACAACACGCCAGGCCUAUACCUUGGCGCGUGUGCUUCCCGAUAUCAAGAACCGAGAUGAACAACGAAAUUGCAUUGCUCUGCUCGACUUGUACAGGGUCGACACGGUUGAAGUCGUUGCACAGAGCUUCCUCCUUGCAUUCAAUCAUAGUGGUUUCAUCCACUUCGACGAGGAAGGUAAUUCUGUGAUCACCAGGCCCAUUAAGCGUUUUUCACUACUCGAAUCAACGGAAGGAAUGGAUCCGAACAAGAAGCUUUUGUGGCCAGGCCAGCGAAUCAAGCCAGUAUUCGACGGUUCGAAAGUCGAGACAAAGGACGAAGGCAUCAUCGACGCCGUGUACUGGUAUAAUUAUCUGAGUACGGAGGUCGAUGCGACAUUCGAGCAUCUCAAGAACGCACUGAUAAUUUUCCUUCUAAACGGCCGCCUCGCCGCUGCCGAGAAGAUGAUCGAAGAGGUCAAUGUCGAAUACCUCUCCUUGUCGAGAACAGAGGCUCUUUGCGGGUAUCCCUUCGACUUCAAUGCUCCAGGUGCGGAGGAACAGGACGAGCGUGCUUUGCACGCCCAUCGCGAGACUCUAUCGCGCGAAGCCCGGAGCAAACUCCCCGUCUCACAACUUCCUGAUCCCGAGCAUCACGAGCAGAUUGUGUUGUACCUGAGAGCCCGCAGCGCGCCUUACUAUGACCUCCAGCAAAUUGUGCGCCUCCUUGCUAUGUUCCGCGAGUGGCGUGCCAAAGAACAAGAAGUCAUCGAGUGCGUUCGCCUUCCCUCAACACUCAGAUCACCAGAACUAACCAUUUGUAGUCAACGGGCGCAACCCAAGGUCAACACAAAGCCAAUCAAGGAACUCCUCGAAAACAUCACGGCCGUGUUCGACAGCCUCAUCCCAUCACUCGCCGACUCACACACGGCCGACACGCCUGACAUUCUCGACCUGAAGCGCGCGUACAUUCCCGAGAUUGUCAUUACAUACCUGUCCAUUCUACAGACGUCAUCUUUCCUCCUGCACCGCGAAACGGCGAUCAAGGCUAUGGAGAUGGCGAACCUCGUCGCCAGCCCAGACAACGAGUGGCUGCAGGAACUGUUUCUCAGAACGGGCCGAAUGAGCGAGCUGGUGCAGACAUUCGCAAAGGUCAGCCAGGCAAUGCUGAAUCUGAAUGAGUACGAUGGCAAGAAGAAGGAGACUAAGAAGCGGGGCAGCAAGGGCGAGACAUUGAGGAUUUGGGAUCUGAAUGCUAAUAGCCGGGUCUAGAGAGUUGUUUUGCAGAGGAUCGGGGUUCCUAGAUGGAGGAGGGGUGGUUCGUGGUUUGUAAAGGCAUUGCGUACGCUGCGAGCAUCGGAGGAUCGAUUUUUAGAAAGAUAUUAUUGCAUGUGGCUACGACCAAACUCCCUUGACGCCGUCCAGCGCUUAUACCAUACGAUCCACGAUACUACUUGGC
Molecule: messenger RNA, 3386 nt
Organism: Boeremia exigua
Lineage: Eukaryota; Fungi; Ascomycota; Dothideomycetes; Pleosporales; Didymellaceae
Product: 107-domain-containing protein
Exons: 3
Coding region: 116-3199 (1027 amino acids)
Biological process (GO): post-transcriptional tethering of RNA polymerase II gene DNA at nuclear periphery; regulation of DNA-templated transcription; protein import into nucleus
Cellular component (GO): nuclear pore; nuclear pore outer ring
Molecular function (GO): structural constituent of nuclear pore
Source: RefSeq, a predicted model, not a curated record